AUGCAUAUUGAAAGUCUUAAGGAGGAUACACAGCCAAAAGUGGAAGCUACAUUGAAAUGUUUUGCAUGUGAAGUAUAUGGCAAGAAAUUCUCUCAAAAGAGAUAUAGCAUUAAUAUGAGAGUUCAGACAAAGGAGAAACCAUCCAGCUGUGAGAUUUGUAGCAAGGCCUUCUCUCUGAAAGGUAUUGUAUCAAACCACAUGAAAGUACAUAAAAAGGAGAAGCCGUUCAGCUGUGAGAUUUGUAACAAGGCCUUCUCUGUGAAAGAUACCCUAGUUAAGCAUAUGCGAGUACAUACAAAGGAGAAGCCAUUCAGCUGUGGGAUUUGUAACAAGGCCUUCUCUCAGAAAG
This is a messenger RNA of Penaeus indicus, 349 nucleotides long. Its product is annotated as early growth response protein 1-like. Lineage: Eukaryota; Metazoa; Arthropoda; Malacostraca; Decapoda; Penaeidae. The transcript has a single exon. Gene Ontology annotation, molecular function: RNA polymerase II cis-regulatory region sequence-specific DNA binding; DNA-binding transcription factor activity, RNA polymerase II-specific. Gene Ontology annotation, biological process: regulation of transcription by RNA polymerase II. The record is from RefSeq and is a predicted model, not a curated record. The annotation marks the transcript as partial.